AUGUUAGAUGUUAUUGCCAAAAAUCACUCUCAAUUUGGCAUUAGUAUUGAUCCUCAGCCUAUCAGGAGGAGGAGGGAGGAGACAUGUUCUUACAUCUAUGAGGGUAGUAUCAUUGGGAGAGAGGAUGACUUGGAGAAACUUGUAGGUCAUCUGUUGAAUUGUUCUACCGUUCAACAAGAUGUUUCUUUCCUCAGUGUAGUGGGUAUUGGAGGAUUAGGGAAAACUGCUCUUGCCCAACUGGUGUAUAAUGAUCCAAGGGUCACAAGUGCAUUCCCAUUGAGGUUGUGGACUUGUGUCUCUGAUCAUGAUCAGGAGCAGUUGGAUGUAGAAAGUAUACUUGGUAAGAUUUAUGCUUCAACUGGUGAAAAGCAUGAGGAAUCUACCAUAGAAAGUUUACAAAGCAAACUUCGAGAAAAAUUAACAAGCAGAAAAUACUUGCUCGUUUUAGAUGAUGUAUGGACUGAGAAUCGCAAUCACUGGCUUAAGCUUGAAGAGUUCUUAUUGGGAGGUCUGAGAGGAAGUUGGGUUGUGGUAACAACACGGUCGCACAAGACGGCCCAAAUUGUAGGAGGUGGUCGAACAUAUGAACUCCAAGGGUUGUUAAAGGAGAAUUCAUGGUCCUUGUUUAAGAAAUUAGCAUUUGGAUCAGAACAAUUAAGCCCCCACGACGAUUUGUUGAAGAUUGGCCGAGAGAUUGUUGAAGGAUGUGCCUGUGUCCCUCUUGCCAUAAGAGUGGCAGGUAGUCUUCUGUAUGGUCAAGACAAGAGUAGAUGGAUAUCAUUUCAGAAGAUUGGGUUAUUUAACUCUAGAGAAAGCCAAAAGGACAUCAUGCCUAUACUCAUGUUUAGUUAUCAUCAACUUGAAUUGCCCCUCAAAAGUUGUUUCACAUAUUGUACAUUGUUCCCAAAAGACGCUGUCAUACAGAAGGAGAUUUUGAUAAAUCUUUGGUUGGCACAGGGCUAUGUUGUUCCAUUAGAUGAUGGUCAAAGUUUGGAAGACGCUGUUGAGGAAUAUUUUGCUAUUCUGAUGCGGAGAUGCUUUUUCAAGAUGUAA
Chenopodium quinoa (quinoa) is the source of this 1053-nucleotide messenger RNA. Its product is annotated as disease resistance protein RGA2-like. The transcript has a single exon. Gene Ontology annotation, biological process: defense response to other organism. Gene Ontology annotation, molecular function: ADP binding. NCBI's taxonomy places the organism in Eukaryota, Viridiplantae, Streptophyta, Magnoliopsida, Caryophyllales, Amaranthaceae. Bases 1 to 1053 code for a protein of 350 amino acids. The record is from RefSeq and is a predicted model, not a curated record.